Molecule: messenger RNA, 447 nt
Organism: Dermatophagoides pteronyssinus (European house dust mite)
Lineage: Eukaryota; Metazoa; Arthropoda; Arachnida; Sarcoptiformes; Pyroglyphidae
Product: very-long-chain 3-oxoacyl-CoA reductase 1-like
Source: RefSeq, a predicted model, not a curated record
AUGAACUGGGACAUAGUUAUUAUUAUAGCAGUUUUUGGACUAGCUUGCAGAUUUAUCAACAUUAUACUUCUAUAUAGUCUUAAAGCUCUCUUGUUGUUAAGAAAAGCAAAAAAAAUUCCCAAGGACAAUGAUCGAAUUGUCAUUACUGGAAGUACUGACGGAAUUGGUUUGGCUUUCGCUAAAUAUUUUGCAAAAGCAAAAGAAAAUAUUCAAUUAAUCCUUAUUAGUCGUAACGAGAUCAAACUAAGCAACACAAAAACGGAAAUCAUCAAAUUAAAUAACAAUAUCAAAGUUGAUACCAUUGUUUGUGAUUUUUCAGCCGUUACUACUAAAAUGUCUAAAAUAAAAAAACCCAGUUUAUUGGUUCCUUCGACUGAGAAAUACGUCAAAUCCGCUAUUUCUUGCAUUAGAUACCUAGUAUCGAAUCCGCUAACGGCAAAAUUAUGA